AUGUCGGGGUCCGGCGCCAAAGGGCGCCCAGCCCUCCCCUCCCCGGCGACGGGGCCCGAAGGCCCCUCGGGCGAGCACAACCUGAGCUUCACCACCACGGACCUCAACCUGGUGGAGAUGACAGAGAUCGAGUACACCCAGCUGCAGCACAUCCUCUACUCGCACAUGGAGGCGCAAGCCAACGAAGGGGACAUGGACGCCAGGCUCAAUUCGGCGCUCUUCUCGGCGUGCGAAGCCGCUCCGCACCAGCCCGCGGCGAGCGCCGGGCCGGCCGGCUAUUCCUCCGCCAACCCGGCGGCGUGCCCGGUGGUUUGCCAGUCGGGGUUGGCGCCCGAGAGCGGUGGCACGGGGGCAAACCAGUGCUUGGGUCAUGUGGACUUUCAGGAGCUCCGAAUGAUGCUGCUGAGCGAGUCCAAUCUCCCCGCCAGCCAAGGAGAUAAAACGCCCAACGCUACCUGCGUAGACGUCGCGGGGCACGGUUUAGCGAGGGUGAAGCACGGCGAAAACGUGGCCGGGGCGAACAAAGAAAACGUCCUUCCUGACCGUUCGCCGCCGGCUCCUGAGCCGCGAUCGAAAUCUGCCGUCCGUGUCCGGCUGGAAGACCGGUUCAACAGCAUCCAGGCGGAAAACCCGAGGUGUCAGGAGCCCCAAGAACCUGGAGCGACUCUUAACAAUUUAGUAACGCUGAUUCGUCAGCCGGCGGAGCUGAUGGGCGUUCCUCUUCACCAGCAGCCAAGCAAAUGUACGACGUUGGUGAAAAAUAAGACCACUGCUACAACGACUGCCCUGCAGUUUGCAUAUCCGUUAUUUACCAUGAAUGCGAGUUCUAGUACUGGAAACGUCAACCCUUCACAAAUACAGAGCUCGGGGGCAUCUUGUACUACUGUGGAAGCUGCAAAACACCAAGACCUCGGAUUACCUAGGGCUUUUUCUUUCUGUUAUCAUCAGGAAAUUGAAUCCACUAAACAGACAGUAGGUGCGAGGAAUAAAGCUUUGCCUGAGCAAGUUUGGAUUAAAGUUGGAGAAGAAGCUUUAUGCAAACAAGCAAUAAAUAAAAGAAGUCGCAGUCGGCUACGCCAGUUGGACACAAAUGCAGACCGCAAACCCCUUGGUGAAAUUCAGAAUAUGUGUGAUAGCCAAAAUACUACAUCUGCUCAGGGUAGUUGGCAGGCAGCGCAGUCAAAUUCAAGCGUUCAGGCCCAAAAUGGAACGCAGGGAGGAAUCUCUCAGCGGCGGGAGAGACAUAACCGCAUGGAAAGAGACAGAAGGCGCAGAAUCCGGAUUUGCUGUGAUGAAUUGAAUUUUCUCGUUCCCUUCUGCACUGCUGAUACCGAUAAGGCAACGACUCUACAGUGGACAACAGCAUUUCUGAAGUACAUUCAAGAAAGGCAUGGGGAUUCUCUGAAAAAGGAAUUUGAGACGGUGUUCUGUGGUAAAACAGGCAGAAGACUAAAACUGACAAGACCCGACUCACUAGUAACAUGUCCAAUGCAGGAAAAUGUGCAGAACAGUACAACUGUGGAGAGCAAAUAGUAUCAAUUCCCAGCAUUUUGUGGGAAAGAUGGAUACCUAAUAACUUUGCAUAUUUUUUUCUGUGUUCACAUGCCGGACUUCAUCUCCCGUGGCUAAUUUGAAUUGAUAGUAUUCAAGAGUGACUUGAAAAAUACAGUUUGUAAGAAUACAUAAAUAGAACAUUAAAGAAAAUAUUCUUUAUUCAAAAUGGAAAGAUACCAACAAUAUGUAUUUAUCAGUGCCCUCUUAGAGAGGUGUGGGACCGCAGGCAACAAGGAAAUGUCACGACAGCUACUAAAUAUUUUCCCCAUUAGCUAUCAAAAAAAAUCCAUUAGAUUUUUUUUUUUAAACAUGAUAUAGUUAGAAAGGUUAUGGAACAUCCAUUUUCUUAUUGCAUGUAUUCAGUUAUGAAGGAGCAUUCCUAUUAAAUUAUAAAGAUGCCAUUAUAAUGCUCGUUUUGCUAUUGGAACAGUGAGAAAAUGAAAUGAUUUUUGAUUGCACAAUAAUUACAUAACUUGCACAUGCUAUUGUAUGUACUGGAGAUUAGAUUGCCAAGCAUAUAAAAAUGUAUAUCCCAUAGAAUUAAAAUGCCAUGCAAUGCUAUUUGCAUUGUUAUUUAAAUAUGGCACUGUUUUAAAUAGUUUUGCACAACCUGUCCAACAAGUUCUUGUAUUGUUGCUUUAGUCCAAAAGUGGUAUAUUGUAAACAGCGAAUGAUUUAAAUGCACAAAAUACUUUCAUAUUAAAGACUAGUAAUGGUGCUACUUGUUAAUAAGCUGCAACAUGUAGGACAGAAAUUGAUAUAGUUUGUGCCCUGAAAGUGGAUGAUGCUAACAGGUUUAUAGUACACAAAAGUCACCCCAAAAUAAAUA
Messenger RNA from Alligator sinensis (Chinese alligator), 2383 nucleotides. RefSeq names its product transcription factor like 5 (gene TCFL5). The coding region runs from base 1 to 1533 and encodes 510 amino acids. The record is from RefSeq and is a predicted model, not a curated record. Gene Ontology annotation, biological process: spermatogenesis; regulation of DNA-templated transcription. Lineage: Eukaryota; Metazoa; Chordata; Crocodylia; Alligatoridae. The transcript is spliced from 6 exons. Gene Ontology annotation, cellular component: nucleus. Gene Ontology annotation, molecular function: protein dimerization activity; RNA polymerase II cis-regulatory region sequence-specific DNA binding; DNA-binding transcription factor activity, RNA polymerase II-specific.